Molecule: messenger RNA, 4100 nt
Organism: Tachysurus vachellii
Lineage: Eukaryota; Metazoa; Chordata; Actinopteri; Siluriformes; Bagridae
Product: hydroxylysine kinase-like
Exons: 5
Coding region: 2297-3358 (353 amino acids)
Molecular function (GO): amino acid kinase activity
Source: RefSeq, a predicted model, not a curated record
UUGUGUGUGUGGAGUUUGCAUGUUCUCCCCGUGCCUCAGGAGUUUCCUCCGGGUACUCCGGUUUCCUCACCCGGUCCAAAGACAUGCAUGGUAGGUUGAUUGGCAUCUUAGCAACCAUGUGAUAUUAUCUAACUAAUCCACAGACCUUUCAUUAAAACUUGGAGGUUUUGUCUAAAUUCACCUCAACUGAUGAUGAUGAUGCUCUUGUAUGUGGUCAUGGCAACUGAUUGGGAUGCAGAUCUGGUAUGUGUGUGCAUGUGUGUGUGAUGGAGAGUUCUCAUUUCACUUGAGGCCCCUAACUCAGAUUAACUGGAGUUUGAUUAGACAUUGCAAUAAUUACACAGAAUUAAUCUGAGGCUCUGGCGUGUGUGAGGAUUUUAAUUAACGCAGCAUUUUGUGUGUGUGUGUAUGUGUGUUCCAAUUUCACACAUAUACAGGAAUAAAGAGAGACAUGGAAAGCAGUGUGUGAUUAAUGAUCACUCUGUUAAAUGUGAAUUUUACAACUUGUGAGUUUACAUGGUCUGAUUUCUGUAAUAAAUUUAUUCAUUCAUUCAUUUAUUCAUUCAUUCACUCUUUCAGUUUAUGAAAGAAAAAAGACUGAAAUAAGCAACUACAGUAUUAAUACUAUUCAUAUAUACAGAGUAAAUUUGAAUAGAAAAAGACAACUUAGUUCAGGCUUUUGUGUAUGAGUGUGUGUGUGUGUGUGUGUGUGAGAGAGAGAGAGAGAGAGAGGUGUUCUUCAGACAGUGGGAUUUAUUUCUCCUCAGUGAAGUGACGUCUCGCUGAAUUAAUGAUCAGGUUUUAACUUCAUUGUAAGGUAAGAAAAUCUUUGCCUUUAUUUUAUUCACACACAUUUUAUGUCUCAUCAUAAACAUAAAGUUUAUGAAUCAGUCUUACUGAUCAACACAAUAAUUAUUUUAUAUUUAUACAAUCUUUUUGAGUUUUUGAUGUAGAAUUCUGAAGUUUGUUUGGAAUAUAAUACUGAUGGAGGGAAUUACAGAUGUUAAAAUCUGACUCUCUAGAAAUUGAGAAAUUAUUAUUUUAGGUUUUAUGUAAGUUAUACCUGAACUUGAUCAAAUGAAGGAUUAAAUUAAAUCAAAUGUUGCUGUUCCUUGUGUGUGUAUUUGCAUUCAAUGUUAAGAGGAUAUCAUAAGCACAAAACAAGGCUAAAUGAUCCUUUUUUUAAUAAAAGGAAAGUAAUAUUGUUUCAAACUUUCAUCAGUGUUUAUACAGUACAUGUUUAUAUUAAUACACUGUUUAUACUGAGAACUAGAAAUAAUAAGAUAUAUAAUAUAAAUAAUUGAAUAAUAUAAUGCUUUGAAUAUUCACAUAGUCACCUAUAAACUGUGGUGGCAGUUUUGAUCUAGAUGUAUAAAAUACAUUUAGACUUACAGUAGGUGGUAGUAUAAAUUAUACACAGCAAAGAGGCAAAUUCUAUUGUUUCAGUUCUCUUUUGUACCCCAGGUGUGUGUGUUGGUGUGUGUGUAUAUAUGUGUGUAUAUAUGUGGGUGUCCAUGCACCCUCUUUGGUUACUGACAGUGGUGUCAGAAGUAUUCACAUUCAUUACUCAGGUAGAAGUAUAGAUACUAGGGUUUAAAAAGACUUCUGUAGAAGUUGAAGUAUCAACUCGAGCUUUUUACUCAAGUAAAAGUACUGGUUUCAAAACUACUUUAAAAGUGUAAAAGUACUGGUUUCAAAACUACUUUAAAAGUAUAAAAGUAAAAGUAAUGCAAGGAAAAAAAUGCCAUUAAGUACAAAAGCUUAGGCUGUGCCACAGGGGUCUAUUGUGCACUACCCCACCUCCUCAAAAAACAUAUUUCUAAAUGCCAUAAUGACUGUAAUGUUAUAUUAAAAUGAUAAUGUUGAAAAAUUUGGAUGAACUAGGAUACCUGUUUCAGCCGCAUACAGUACUGUAUAUGCCCAUUGAAAAAGAAUGCAUUUUAAUACAAUGCAAAUGCAUUAAAGAACCAUAUAUGUGUACUACUGAGCUGUGUUAAAUGGAGCGGAAGAUAUGACUAGUUGGCUAUAAGUAUUGUAAUGGUGCAAAAAGUCAAACUUCAGAGGCAUGUCAUCAAUAACCUUUAUUAAAACAAACACAUUGGACUUAAACAACAUGCGACAAAGAGUUACUGUACUAAUAGGCUUUGUUCAUCCACAAAAGCAGCUGAUUCUCAAAAUUCUUUGAGCCAAUGCAUGCUCUUCUUGGCCUGAAGAACUUUGAGAACCAGCUGCUUUUGUGGAUGAACCACCUUUGUGGACUUCAGUACCUCUACUGUGUCUCCUGGGCACCCCAGAAAUGUCAGUAAAGAAAGCAUCCAAACCGAACCUGAGCCACUCCCAGGUGACAGAAUUGACUGCACGUCUUUUUGGGCUAACUGUAUCUACCAUACAUCCUCUGCCCAGUUACGAUGAUCAGAACUUCCAUGUGGUGUGUGUGGAUGCUGGUGACUUUGUGUUGAAGGUCAUGAACUCUACAGAUAGUGAGAAUAUGAAACUACUCGAGUUGCAGACACACAGCAUGAACUUCUUGCUGCAGAAUGGACUUCCUGCACAGAAGGCUCUAUGCACUGUCACAGGGAAGAUGAUGAGUCUGGAAGAGUUAGAUUGUGGAUAUGGCCUUCAGAAAUAUCUGGUGCGUUUGCUCGCGUACCUGCCUGGUACUCCAAUGACCAAAAUCACCUGUACGCCACAGCUACUGUAUGAAACGGGAAAAAUGGGUGCCAUGCUGGACAAGAUUUUACUGAUGAUGGAGCAUGAGAACCUUGGUGCUCUUCAGAGAGAGAACUUCAUCUGGAGUUUGUCCUGCGUUCCUCUGAUAGAUGAUUAUCUCCAUGUGAUGGAUGGAGAUCCAAUGCAGCUAAUCAUUAGAGGAGUUAUUGAUCAGUACCGAAACCAAGUGGUACCGAAACUCCCCUCCUUCCGCAAGUGUAUAAAUCAUGGAGAUUUGAAUGAUCACAACAUCCUUGUGAAGCAGGACGGACCAUCGUGCUACAAGAUCAGCGGCAUUCUGGACUUUGGUCAUAUGAGCAGCGGUUAUUUUGUUUUUGAGCUGGCGAUCACAAUAAUGUACAUAAUGCUCCAAAGCCGGAAUCCGCUGGAGGUUAUAGGUCCAGUCAUCGCUGGGUUUGAGAGCAUUUUUCCUCUGAACUCUGAUGAAAGAGAUGCUUUGUAUACUCUGGUGCUGAGUCGGUUUUCUCAGUCGCUGGUUUGUGCACGUUCUGCGGUUCUCCAGCAACCAGAAAACGAAGAGUACCUGAUGAUCACAACUAAAAAUGGAACUAGACUCCUCCAGCUUCUGUGGGAAAAAGGGAAAGAGGAAGUGGAGAAAGUGUGGUUUGAAGGUGCUGCUAAUAUCUAAAUGCUAAUUGUAAAUUCUUACCCUAAUCCCUAAAAAGCUAAACAAUCACUUCUAAGCACAGCAUUAAUUAACUGCAACUGCUAAUAUUACACUAAUGCUAAACAUCAAAUUUACUGCUAGCCAUAAAAAUAAUACUAACUAUGACCAUUCACACUGAUAGUAAUAAUUUGAUAAAUUCCUGCUUAAUUUUGCAAGACAGAUUUAAUUAACAUUGAUAAAGAUGAAUCUUACAGUUUACAUUUUGGCCAUGAUUCUGUCAGUGUCUGUCAGUGCCUUGCUAGUGAGAGGCCAAUGCUAAUCCAAGUCUAGAUGCUAACUUGUUACCCUAGGAUGAACUCUAAACCAGCUGCUCACGCUAAUAAUCACACUACACCAGUCCGCACUCCUUAUUCACGGGUGCAUUUUGGCCUGAGUGGGCAAGUGUGGGCCUGGCUGGGCAAGUGUAAGCAUGGGAAGGUGAUUGCGGAUCUGGGUGGGCAAGUGUAAGCCUGGGCAGGUGAUUGUGGGUCUGGGUGGGCAAGUGUAAGCCUGGGCAGGUGAUUGUGGGCCUGGGUGGGCAAUUGUAGGCCUGGGUAGGAGAGCAUGGACCUCUUUGGGUGUCGCUGUGCCAGGGUGGGUAAUUGAGAACUGAUAUAAAUUUAUUUGUGUUUCUGAAAUGUGGAUGAGAAUCUUUUUCUUUUGAUUUCAACAGUAUUAUACUACGAUCUGAAGCAUAUUAACCACAAUUUGUUUACUGUUUAAA